Messenger RNA from Sphaeroforma arctica JP610, 210 nucleotides. RefSeq lists its product as hypothetical. Bases 1 to 210 code for a protein of 69 amino acids. The record is from RefSeq and is a predicted model, not a curated record. The transcript has 2 exons. NCBI's taxonomy places the organism in Eukaryota, Ichthyosporea, Ichthyophonida. Gene Ontology annotation, molecular function: ATP binding.
AUGUGGAACCGUCCCCACGUCAUCUGCCUGGAUGAGCCUACCAACUACUUGGAUCUGGAGGCACUAGACUCACUGGCCCUGGCUAUUACGAAGUUUAAGGGCGCCAUUGUGCUCAUUUCGCACACACCCAGGUUCGUAAACGAGCUCUGUAAUGAGCAUUGGGUGGUCGAGGGCGGCACAUUACACCAACGUAUGAAUAAGAUCAAUUAG